GGCGGUCGAUGGUCCAAGACCAGCAGAGUCUACUCUUUGCGGCACUUAGCCUGUUCUCUGGCAGCUUUGAAUCCAGCACCUUGGGAAAAGGUAAGAUAGUAUGCCAUAGUUAUCACUGUGAAGAUCGCCAUUUUAAGUAAAGGACAAAUUGUCUGUAAUGGGCUCCCAUAGUGUCUCAGAUGAAUGAGACACGUACGUCAGCUGUUUACCAAAUUAAGCUCGUUGUUUUCCCCCUUGAAUGCCAAUUUGAAGAUUUGAGCUUUUUUCCCCGUUUUCUAAGGAAGUAAAAAAAGACAGAGGCUGUCUGGCUAAGUAUAUUGCUACAUUUUAAAGCACUCUUGCAUUCAGAGUACAGAAUCAUUGUGACUCCAACCUACAAAUAUAACAUCAAACUCUUUCCUUUUUUUAGGUUAAAAAGCUCAGUCGUCUUUGUCCUGCAAGUCCGUCUUCAUCUUCUGAUGUCUUUAUCCUCGAUCAACGUGGUACUGAUGGAAUUCUGGCACUGGGGUUGUUUGCACUUCACUCAGGCUUACAAUACAAAGAGAAAAUAAUGCCUUACUUGGUAGGUGUACUCAAAGGUCUUCCAACAGCAAGGUGGCUGGAAGCUAGGGAGCCUGUACAUUUCUCAAAGAGCCCUUUAGCAGGGGAGUUUGCAUUCUGUUUUGUAACACUUAUGAGUGGAUUAGCUGCGCAAGAUAACAGCUUGGAUGGGGACAUUAUCAAACUCCAGCUCAGUCUGUUUGAUACUCUUAUUGAUCAAUGCUGUGGUUAUAAAGACCUGACAGAUCCUAAGAAAGGUGAUACUGUAGCUUAAGUAUGCGAUGAAGUAGCUGAGACACUUUUGUCCAAUGGGCAGGUUUCUCCUGCUCUCCCUAGUCACUAAAAAUCCACUGAAAUGCACUUUUCAGAGGCCCCUAAAUUACAAGUUUUACCAUGGAGGUCCUCACCCUGCCAGAAGAGACUCUGUAUGAAACAGGAUAUGAUCUUUCUUGAGCUUGCAUUGCAUGUUACUAGGAUACAGCUUCAAACCCAGGCCUAAUAUCCUUGCCGAUUCUUUGACACUGUGGGCUCUGUUGUGAACAUCGGUUUAUCAAUAGGCAGAUGCUUGCACUCAAAAACUCAGUUUGACGAGGGAAUACAAAAUUGACUAGUCCAGAAGUUUGGGCUGUCAAAGGGACCCUGCGAGCUAAAGCUUUAUAAAUUUGGGGGCCCUCGCACAGAUCUUCCUAGACAAGCCGAAUGGGAAGAGGAAGGUCCCUUCCUCCACCUCUUCCGGACUUAUCUAGGAAGAUCAAGGGCCUCUGCUCGCAGGGUAUUCAGGCUGUGGCUACUUCAAAGGAUUGACACGAUUCAGGCAGAUUCUCCUCUUCUGCUCUUCAAUCAGGAAGAACACAAAAGGAGGCUCUGCUUGCAGGGUUGUAGGUCCACAGACUCUUCCAAAGGAAUGGGGUGAUACUGCCUCUUAUACCUACCCCCCCAUGUUUGAGCACCUUUCAAUCAAAUCUAUUUACAUGUACUUCAAUAAUAUAUUUAUAAUUCUUCCUUGUUAAAGAUAAUUUUCUGGAGAACUCUUUAGGACAAUGUGGUAUACCAGAAAAUUGUAGGAAGCUCACAUUGGUUGAACCUUUGAUGCCAGCAUUUAUGUUUGUGCAAACACUGGUAUUGUGGGUCAUUCUAUUGUCUUGAAUAUCCACACACUUCUCCUAUAGAUGAGGGUCCUUUUGCCUGGCCCCUUCAGAAAUUAACAUUUAUUCUUAGAUACCCUCAGAAAUAGUAUUAUUUUGUUCUCUACCCAUCAGAAAAUAUGGUGAUGUUAUUUGUCCCCUUCAUAAGAAAAACUGUAUUCACCAUGCCUAUAUUGAUGAUGUAUCUCUACCUUCAGAAAUUUAUUCCUGGUAUUUGCACCCUUCAGAAAUAGGCAUUUUGGACAACAACCCCCUCAGAAAAACCUCUCUCCUAGUAUUGACCCCUUCAGAAAAUCUCAUCUAUCUAGAGGGUGUGGAAAUAAAAUGGAAAGGUCCUGUGUUAGCACUCAAAAGGAAAAGUAAGUCAGCAUACACCUCCUUCAUCAGUGAUACAGUACCAUACUGGUGGAGAGGGUGCAGUUUAGUUCUACAAUGCUUUGUAGAAAACUGUAGAGAAAGGGAGAUUUAUGUUGUUGUGGGCAGUGUCUUGACUAGAAUGAGUCUUGAUGUGAGUGUUGAAUGUUACUUUCUCUCUAUCAUGAAACAUCCACCACCAACUAUUUUGCUCACAAAUGAGUUAAUAAUAAUAGAAUAUUGUUCUUAUCACCUCUUUCUUGCUGUUUACAGCUUCUUUUUGUUGCACUACUGUCCCCCUUGUCCUUGGUGUGGCCCAAGCUCUUGGAGUGUCCAGUGUCUACGUGUCUGACCCCUCCCUGAUUACAACGCUACUGUUCCCAAAACACUCUGGUCACAACACUCCUGAUGAACCUCAGUUACCAAGGGCACUGAGUCGUGCUGCGCCAAGACAAUUCCUGAGCUUUCCACAGGGCAACAGAGAUGACAGUUAUCAUUUAUCUGAUACUCAACUAAAUAAUCUCAUAAUGAAAGUAAGUUCUUGGCAGGAGUAGUCUAUAAUAGACCAGUUGUUAAUGAGAUAUGAAAUAAAUCAUAUAUGAACUGCGGAAAUGAAAUGAAGAUGAAGAAAUGAUCGGAUUUACGCAAUUGCAUAAAUUGCGUUCACUGCGACGAUCAUUUCUUGAUCUUCAAUAGACCAGUUAUUAGAAAUGACUUUAAUAUUCUUGUACAGUCAUAUCAGGCAUUAGAUAUGUUCUACUCUGACAUAAAGGCUUCUUAGGCGGGAUAUGUAUCUCUCUAGUCUGAAUUUCAAAUAUCAUGGUUUUGUGUUUUAGGGAGUAGGCCAUGUCACUGUUGGUAUUUAACCCAUCUUUAUGUCUUAUGUCACCAUUUCAUCAAGUCUUAUGUCGGUGUUUCAAGACCAUGUUACUUGUCGGAAUUUUACCCUAACACGGCCUCUGACCAGGGUUUUCUUUAAGAAUUCUGGUAGCACGAAAAAGGUGUAACGUUACGGGAGAACAUAAAAAUUAGUCAUUGGUUACCUGACAUGCCGGAGAAUUCUGCAUAUUAAAUGGAGGAUUCUCUGAUCUCUGAUGCCUAAUGAACAACCUGCCUGACAUGCCUACGUGUAAGCCAUGAUAAUCAGCAUACCCGGUAAUCUCUUCGUAUCAUGUCCUCAGCAACUUGCAUUAUCAUCACAUAUCUGUUAGCUCCUGUGUUAUCUCCUGUGAUAUUUAGCAGGAGAAAAUUCAUGUUGAUCACUCACUGAACACAAAGUGUUGAGUCAUUUGAUGAUUAAUAUUAUUUUUCUGAACAGGUUGAACAAUUGAUUAACAUGCAAGUUCUACAAGGAUUAGACCUUCUAUUGUCAGACUGUCUCCAGGUACUGUUCUUGUACGGACGAGACCAGACCAUAAAACCUGAGAAAUGAGGGCGUCAGUCUCGCGUGUUAAGCGUCCCUCCCUACCCUAUCUUGUCCAGCUCCUGCAAUUUCAAUUCCCCUUUGCAUUGGGGUGGUGGAGAAAGGAGGUGUACCAUUAUUUGGAAGAUUUUGAAUCAAGUUCUUUGUGAAACUGUUAACCAUUUUCAGAUAAGAAUAUGAAAGUAUUCCCCACCCAUCUUCAAACCAACAAGGGCAGGAGCCAGUUCCUGACCAAGGCGAUAUUUCACUAAGUAUUUCUAGGUUGUGGACAAGCUCCCCUGUCUUCUCCCCUCUCUUUGUAAGAGACUCACGCAUGGGUGCAGGCGACCCCCGCAACGCCUAAUAGUGAAGCCCUUUUUAUGCCCGGGGGGUACUCCUUUAUAUAAGCCAUACAGAUCUGUGCCGCCUUACAGGGUAUGAUUUUUGCGUCGUUUUGGUCUGAAAACGGGUACAGACUUUGCCCAUUUUGGUCUGGGAUCGGAUAUUGUUUCGAGGAAACUACGGGACUGUAGGAACAUAUUAUCGUUUCAAUUCCAAAUGAGUAAGAAACUAAAAGAGAAAUAUGCAAGUUCCUAACGGAUUUUAAGAAAUCUUUCUGGCUGGCGUUAUAAUCUAUGUAACGAUGACAUACUCCCACCAAGAAUUCCCAGGAGUACCCCCCUCGGGUUUUUAUAUAAGGUUUUACGGGAUCAACUGAGGUUUCUGGGUAACUUUCCACCUACCCCUCCCCUAAGUCAACAUUAACACUUACUUCUCACUUAGGGCAAAAUUGCGACUUAGGCCGGUUGUACUGUGUAGCAGUUGGAUGAGAUAUAUAGGGACAAAUAGGAGUGGUGAUCGCAAGGAACUGAAGAAGGACGAGCGUAUCACUCGUCUCGCGCCGCCCCAUAUCAGUUUCAUAAGCGGCGAAGUACGACAGGUUUUACAGGGAGUCUAGUACCUCAGAUUACUUGAUGCGAUAUAAUUUGCAGGUUCAAAAUUGGAGCACGUUACACAGGAAAUUACGUAGAGGGCAAGAAGAACGGCGAAGGUGUCUUCUUGUAUCCUGAUGGAUCCAAAUACGAUGGGUCCUGGAUCAACGAUCUACGGAACGGUUGGGGUACUUACACCUACCCUAACGGGGAUACUUACGAAGGGGAGUGGUAUCAGGGAGUUCGUCACGGCCAGGGGACCUAUACCUAUAAUGAAACGGGCUCUCACUAUGAGGGAACGUGGUUCCACGGCAAGAUGCAAGAUGAAGGUCACCUAGUGCACUCAAAUCACAGAUACAUUGGCAAUUUUGAAGAAAACAGGCCCAGGGGACCAGGAAAGUACGUGUUCGACUCCGCCUGUGUACAGUUGGGUAAGUAUGUAUGGAAAGAAGAGGAAAACCAAGGCGAGCACGAAGAGGAUGAAGCUGAGAUUUUGGUUACGCCCAUGUGGGAAGGAAAACAGAUUUGCGCUAUCGAGGAAGAGGAAACGGCUUAG
This is a messenger RNA of Porites lobata, 4929 nucleotides long. The record is from the annotation of a GenBank genome assembly. Lineage: Eukaryota; Metazoa; Cnidaria; Anthozoa; Scleractinia; Poritidae.